Miscanthus lutarioriparius is the source of this 702-nucleotide messenger RNA. NCBI's taxonomy places the organism in Eukaryota, Viridiplantae, Streptophyta, Magnoliopsida, Poales, Poaceae. The record is from the annotation of a GenBank genome assembly.
AUGGAGAGUGGCAGCAACAUGGAAUCCAAGGCGGCCUCAGCCGGCGACGAGGCCAUGACCUUGCCUGUGCCGGAGCCGGUGGCGGCAGCAGCUGGCGGGGCCACUGGAGGAGAGGACGAGGUGGCGCCGCCGGCAGCGGGCGCUGGAGAGGCGACGACGCCGGCACCAGCUGCCAGCCCAAAGCCGUACUACGAUUGUGUCUUCUGCAAGCGUGGGUUCACCACGGCGCAGGCGCUCGGCGGCCACAUGAACAUCCACCGCCGCGACCGCGCGAAGCCGACCCGCGACUCACCAGCCACUGGCAUAACCACGGUGUCCCGGAACGUCGAGUACUAUAACAAGUACCGCCACUUGUUGGGGCCGUCGUCGUAUCCCCCAGCACAGUCGUCGAUUCCGAUCCCGAUCGGUGCCGGCAGCAGCUUCAGCAGGUACUACACGAGUUCGGCGGCUGUGGCCGGGGCUAGGCUGGACGCCGAGGGUGGGAACCCUAACAGCGUGAGCCCCAGGGAGCUCAGCCUGUUCGGUGAGGCCACCAGCCGUGAUCAAGACUUGCACCUGAGCCUCGGGCGGCACGGGCACAUCGUCGUCGGCGAAGGAUCACGCGCGCCGGCCGACGGGUCGUCAGAGCGGCAGGAGUCGGGUGAGCCGGAAAGGGAGCUGGACUUGGAGCUCAGGCUUGGGCGUUGUCCCAGCAGGCAUUGA